Messenger RNA from Molossus molossus (Pallas's mastiff bat), 3364 nucleotides. RefSeq names its product gamma-aminobutyric acid type A receptor subunit gamma2 (gene GABRG2). The record is from RefSeq and is a predicted model, not a curated record. Gene Ontology annotation, molecular function: GABA-A receptor activity; benzodiazepine receptor activity; inhibitory extracellular ligand-gated monoatomic ion channel activity. NCBI's taxonomy places the organism in Eukaryota, Metazoa, Chordata, Mammalia, Chiroptera, Molossidae. The transcript is spliced from 10 exons. Gene Ontology annotation, biological process: synaptic transmission, GABAergic; nervous system process; chloride transport. The coding region runs from base 214 to 1641 and encodes 475 amino acids. Gene Ontology annotation, cellular component: postsynapse; dendrite membrane; synapse.
UUGAUGGUAUCUGCAAGCCUGUGUGCUGAUCUUAUUUCAGCCCCUGAAUAUUAAUUCCCGAAGCUGGUAGCAAUGUAUCUCCCCAGUGACGGGACCUACUAGAGGCAGGUGGGGGGAGCCACCAUCAGAUCAUAAGCAUAAUAAUAAUACAAAGGGGAGGGAUUCUUCUGCCACAGGCAGGCAAGAAGCAGAGGAGGGGAAAAAAAAAAAGCGAUGAGUUCGCCAAAUAUAUGGAGCACAGGAAGCUCAGUCUACUGGACUCCAGUGUUUUCACAGAAAAUGACGGUGUGGAUCCUGCUCCUGCUAUCGCUCUACCCAGGCCUUACUAGCCAAAAAUCUGAUGAUGACUAUGAAGAUUAUGCUUCUAACAAAACAUGGGUCUUGACACCAAAAGUUCCUGAGGGUGAUGUCACCGUUAUUUUAAAUAACCUCCUAGAAGGGUACGACAAUAAACUCCGACCUGAUAUAGGAGUGAAACCAACAUUGAUUCACACAGACAUGUAUGUGAAUAGCAUUGGCCCAGUGAAUGCUAUCAAUAUGGAAUAUACAAUUGAUAUAUUUUUUGCCCAAACAUGGUAUGACAGACGUUUGAAAUUUAACAGCACCAUCAAAGUCCUCCGAUUGAAUAGCAACAUGGUGGGGAAAAUCUGGAUUCCAGACACUUUCUUCAGAAAUUCAAAAAAGGCGGAUGCACACUGGAUAACUACCCCCAACAGGAUGCUGAGGAUUUGGAAUGAUGGCCGAGUGCUCUACACCUUAAGGCUGACAAUUGAUGCUGAGUGCCAAUUACAGUUGCACAACUUUCCAAUGGAUGAACACUCCUGCCCCUUGGAGUUCUCCAGUUAUGGCUAUCCCCGGGAAGAAAUCGUCUAUCAGUGGAAGCGGAGUUCUGUUGAAGUGGGUGACACCAGAUCUUGGAGGCUUUAUCAAUUUUCAUUCGUUGGACUGAGAAACACCACUGACAUAGUGAAGACGACUUCUGGAGAUUACGUGGUCAUGUGUGUCUAUUUUGACCUGAGCAGAAGAAUGGGCUACUUCACUAUCCAGACCUACAUCCCCUGCACACUCAUUGUUGUUCUAUCCUGGGUGUCUUUCUGGAUCAAUAAGGAUGCUGUGCCAGCCAGAACUUCUUUAGGUAUCACGACUGUCCUGACCAUGACAACCCUCAGCACCAUUGCCCGGAAGUCACUCCCCAAGGUCUCCUAUGUCACAGCAAUGGAUCUCUUUGUAUCUGUUUGCUUCAUAUUUGUCUUCUCUGCUUUGGUGGAGUAUGGCACCUUACAUUAUUUUGUCAGCAAUCGGAAACCAAGCAAGGACAAAGACAAAAAGAAGAAGAACCCUCUUCUUCGGAUGUUUUCCUUCAAGGCCCCUACGAUUGAUAUUCGGCCAAGGUCAGCAACCAUUCAAAUGAACAAUGCCACGCACCUUCAAGAGCGGGAUGAAGAAUACGGGUACGAGUGUCUCGACGGCAAGGACUGUGCCAGCUUUUUCUGCUGUUUUGAAGACUGCCGAACGGGAGCCUGGAGACACGGGCGGAUACACAUCCGCAUCGCCAAAAUGGACUCCUACGCGCGCAUCUUCUUCCCCACCGCCUUCUGCCUGUUCAAUCUGGUCUACUGGGUCUCCUACCUGUACCUGUGAAGAGGUGUGCGUUUUAUUGAUAGGGGUCUUGUUCCCUAAAUCUCAUGGAGAGAGGAUGUCCUUUGUAAGUCCACUGAAAUCAUUCUCUGUGUGGUUUAUAACGACCUGAAUUCAUUUCUAUGUUCUAACCUGGUUAAUCGUAUUCAUGUCAUAUUGUUUGCGCCCAACUCUCCUUCGGUGCGUGUAAUUUAAACCAUCGUGUUUCUGUGUUGCAACCCUGCAGGGCAAAGAGAAGUCAGAGCAAGAACAGUGAAUCCAAACAAGAUAUUUCCCGCUACAGAACUGAAAGAGUAAAAGCGAUGAUUACUGACAGUGGUGGUGUUCUUAUUCAAUUCAAAAUACAAUUAGAUGCCAAACACCCCAAACUGUUCCCUUAGUUCAUUUGGGGUCAACUUGUGGUAAAUUGAUCCCAAUAGAAUAUCUCCCUCAUUUGAGACAAAUCACAACUCAUUUUAAAUAUAAGAACCUAGACAAGAAAUCUAUUACACCGCUAUCCCAAGAUAGAAAGGAAAUUUCCUCUACACCGCAUGUACAAUGAUGUAAAUACUUCAAUAACAUAGAAUGCUUCAGGUUUAAUGCAUGCAUCUCUUUAGAGCCAAAAUAAAUGGAUUGAAGUUAACAUCAUAAAGUAUUGUUUUUUAUUCUUUGUGUCUUUGGGCUAUAAAAGAAUCAUGAAUGUAAUUAUAAGAAUUUGGGAUUGGAAUUGGAGGGGAAAUCUUUCACUACCUUUCCCCCUCAUGCAUAUAGAUGGAAACAGCUUAUGUUUUCCUUGUAGGACAUAUUAAAACACUGGAAGUAAAAUAUAGACUGACUAUUUGGCACUUGCCAUCUCUAAAUAUGCCCAAAGUGUAAAGUGAUUGUAUGUGCUUGCUGCUAUUUUUUUUUCUUCCUUUUAGGACUAUAGAUCUGAACAGAACUCAUUCUCCAUCUCAAGAUCUGCUUCUAGUGAUUGUGAGUGCCUCAUGGGCAGUAUCCUCUUUGGGUCCUCAGCACCUUGCAUAGUGCCUGGCACACAGCUGAUGCUCAAUAAGUAUGCUUUGGAGUGAACUGGUGCCCUGUGCUUCCAGCGAACCUCUCUGUGCUGGCCUGGAACCAGUAAAUCCUCUGUUCACAUCGGCACUGUCAAGAGAUAUUUGAUCUUGUAGGGAUAAACAGAAGGAUCCCAAGAACUAAGGCUAUUCAUAGUCAUUCUCAAAAUUUUAGUUUAGCCAAUACCAUACUCCUUUAAGACAAUAUAUAUGUCCUAUAUUUCUGUUUUAAAAAUCAGUCCACUCGGGAAUAGAGUUUGUGUAUUAUUUCUCCAUGUUUGGGGAUGCGUCAGCCUUGACCCAUCCACAACUGUGCUUGAGGAUACAUGGUCAGGCAUAAGCCACAUUCAUACCUGACCCGUGUUCAGAAUAUAGUAUUCUAUACUCUGUGAAAAAAAAUUAUAAAUAUGUACUGAAGAUUACAUUUAAAAAACGAGAUAACAAAUGGAUGACUCACAAGAAGGUUGCGCCUAUGCUUGAGGCCUCAUUCCAACAGAUUGUAAUCCCAUGAAAAUCUUGUUCCCGAUGACAAAACAUCAAGAGUAGAGCUUCAUCUUUGUGUACUGAUGCCGAAUCUUUUAUUUUUCUAAAUUAGCAUCCUUUGUCGGUUCUUUUUAUGGCAAUCGUUGCUCUCAGUCAGAAUUCAAUCGCAGCCAGUAAAAUUUUAUAGAUAAUCUAAAAAAAAAAAAAAAAAA